UUAAAGUGUGACUACUUCCGCUGGUACCCACGUUUUUACCCCUCUACGGACUAAAAACCCCACAUUCCCAGCUAAAAUAGACGGCUUUACAUCCUAAAAUGAGACCGUUAACUGAGGAGGAGACAAAAACGAUGUUUGAGAAGCUAUCAAAGUACAUAGGGGAAAACAUUAAGCUUCUCGUUGACCGACCCGAUGGCACCUAUUGCUUCAGGCUACAUCAAGACCGUGUAUACUACAUGAGCGAGAAAAUUCUCAAGUUGACCACAAACUUUUCCAGAGACAAACUUAUUUCGGUGGGAACAUGCUUUGGAAAAUUCACAAAGACCAAGAAGUUCCGCCUGCACAUCACAGCUCUGGACUUCCUGGCUCCCUAUGCAAAGUUCAAGGUGUGGGUGAAACCUGGAGCAGAGCAGUCUUUCUUGUACGGGAACCAUGUGCUGAAGUCUGGCCUCGGUAGAAUUACUGAAAACACGAUGCAGUAUCAAGGAGUUGUGGUUUACUCCAUGGCUGAUGUACCUUUGGGUUUUGGAGUAGCAGCCAAGUCCACACAGGAAUGUCGGCGAGUAGAUCCCAUGUCCAUCGUUGUGUUCCACCAGGCCGACGUGGGGGAGUUCAUCAGGAGCGAGGACACGCUGACAUAAACUCCCUGCAUCUGGAUGGACAGUUUUUCAUUUUCUCAUUUAGAAAUGUGGGUCCAGAACAGCUGGAGGUCACAGCCCCUCGUUUUGCCCACGUGACAUUUCACUGUGACUUGGCGGGAUGAGAGCGUCGCCUUCUUCUUGCUGUGGGAUCCACAUCUGGAGAAUAUUUUUCUGCAGUCCCACAACGCCGAUAUGUUUCUAUUGAGUUAUUUUUAUAUUGCAAACCUGGAAUAUGUGGAGUCUUUUAUGGAUUCCUUUAAAAAAAAUCACCAAAUCGAAGGUGGUGGUGCUGUUUUUUUUUCCCUCUAAAUGUUUUUCUCUUAAUAAACCAAUUAUCCUACUCUUGCAG
Poecilia latipinna (sailfin molly) is the source of this 990-nucleotide messenger RNA. It is a transcript of the gene nip7, whose product is annotated as NIP7 nucleolar pre-rRNA processing protein. Gene Ontology annotation, biological process: ribosome assembly. Gene Ontology annotation, cellular component: nucleus. The coding region runs from base 99 to 641 and encodes 180 amino acids. Lineage: Eukaryota; Metazoa; Chordata; Actinopteri; Cyprinodontiformes; Poeciliidae. Gene Ontology annotation, molecular function: RNA binding. The record is from RefSeq and is a predicted model, not a curated record. The transcript is spliced from 5 exons.